AUGCCUAAAGUCAAGGCCUACGAACUCCAAUCCAAGUCCAAGAAUGACUUGUCCAAGCAACUUGUAGAGCUGAAAAACGAGCUCCUCACUCUGCGAGUGCAGAAGAUUGCUGGCGGUUCAGCAUCGAAGCUGACGAAGAUCUCUGCCGUCCGCAAGUCGAUCGCUCGGGUUUUGACCGUUAUGAACCAGAAGGCUCGCCAAAAUCUCCGCGAGUACUACAAGAACAAGAAAUACAUUCCCCUCGACCUGCGACCGAAGAAGACAAGGGCUAUCAGGCGGCGGCUGACGAAGAACGAAGCGUCGCUGAAGACGCUAAAGCAGCGCAAAAAGGACGCCAACUUCCCAAUCAGGAAAUACGCCGUCAAGGCCUAA
Messenger RNA from Cyclocybe aegerita, 372 nucleotides. Lineage: Eukaryota; Fungi; Basidiomycota; Agaricomycetes; Agaricales; Hemipholiotaceae. The record is from the annotation of a GenBank genome assembly.